AAGCUCAUCGAGGAACGUCUUCUGCUACAGAGAAUCUACAGCAGAACAAUAAUAGCAGCCGCCACCGGCGGAGAAACGGACACAUAACAUUUACUAAACUUCACAUGUGCAGACUGUGAUCACUAUGGCCGACAAACGCAAGAAGUCGUCGUAUUACGCUAAGUGCGCUAACAAAAAAGGCAAAUUCGAUUUUUCGCUUCAUCCUGGCAUAAAGGGUUUCAUAGCUACUUGUAAUUUUCGCGAGAAGGAAUGUGUAAGGGAAACAAUCAACAUUCUGACGGAGUUUGCUGAUAAAAUUUAUGGUGAAGAUAAGUCUGUUGCAGAGAGUGCUCAACCAAAAAACAAGAAAAUAGUUUUUAAAGACUCAGGAAGUGAAAAUGAAGAGGAAAAUGAUGAUAUUGAGGCAGCCUUGGCACGAGAAGUAGACGUAUUAAAGCAGGAGCGUCAAAGGCGCCCAAGCCAACGUCGUUUCCAAGUUGUUGAAUCCGGUGCUGACAACUGUAUUUUUAUCCGUUCAACAGUUGAAGACCCAGUCCUUCUAGUUGAAACCAUCCUUAAAGAUAUUGAGGCCCAAUCAAAGCAAAAGACUAGAUUUCUGAUGCGUCUUUUACCUAUUGAAAUCACAUGCAAAGCUUGGCCCGAAGACAUCAAAGCAGCUUCAGGAAAGCUUCUAGAUAAAUAUUUUAAAGGAGACCCCAAAACUUUUUGUGUGGUUUUUAAGCGGAGGAAUAAUGGCAAUGUCGUGCGAGAAGAACUAAUUCAUGACUUAGCAAGUGACAUUAAAGUUCGUAAUCCAUUACAUCGGGCUGAUAUGAAACAACCGGACCUGACUAUAAUUGUGGAAGUCAUUAAGAAUAUUUGUUGUAUGGCUGUUGUACCCAAAUACUACCAUUACCGAAAAUACAACCUUCUUGAAGUGGCCAAGCUUAGAUGUUCAAAUUCAAAGAUUGAAGAUUCAAUCUCAAGUGAAAGUAUCUCAUGUUCUUCAGCUAAGUCCAGUGAUCCUACAGAGGUAGCUGAAUUAAAAGUUGAGCCCGAAUUGAAGUCUGAUGAUAAGACUGGUGACAAUCCAUCAAAUAUUUUGAUGAAAUCGAAUGAUUCCACAGAAGGGGAAGUCUUAAAGAGACCUGACAAGACAGAUCACGUGGAUAGCAGUGCAGAAUCAAAAGAUGCUGAAGCAACUCCAGUGGAUGCCUUAAAGAAUGCACAAAUUGAGGAGAAUGUUGAUUCUUCAAAUUCUGCUCAAGAGAAUAUGUAAUUGUCCUAUAAUUGUGAUGUUGGAUGAUGUUCACAGUAAAAUAAAAUGUACUGCUGAUAACUCUUCAGUGGGACAAAUAACAACAA
This is a messenger RNA of Frankliniella occidentalis (western flower thrips), 1344 nucleotides long. Its product is annotated as THUMP domain-containing protein 1. Lineage: Eukaryota; Metazoa; Arthropoda; Insecta; Thysanoptera; Thripidae. The record is from RefSeq and is a predicted model, not a curated record. Gene Ontology annotation, biological process: tRNA modification. Bases 125 to 1258 code for a protein of 377 amino acids. The transcript is spliced from 5 exons. Gene Ontology annotation, molecular function: RNA binding.